GCUUGACAGGUCCAGUUAGGUCCAGUUAUUGUUUUCCAGGGGGGCUGGUAUGCUUUGCUUUGCUUUGCUGCUUUCUCUGUAUUUCAUGGGUGUUCAAUAUGUCGGACUCGCCGCAACCUGUGCAGCGGAGGAGGAAGCGCGAUUCCACUCUGCAGGCGGUCGACCUGUUGAAUGGCCUCAUGGAUACUAACACGCAGAGGACUGCGUCCCGGGCGAAUCGACCCGGUCCCGCCACCCCGCAUCCCUCGCGUCGGCUCACGUAUUCUGUCAGGAGAGAUGCUACCGAUAUGAUCGAUGGAUUUGGUCCGGUUUCUCAAACUGUCCCCCAAAGGCCAAGACACGCCCACCCGAUCGAAGUCACUCCCCGUCGGUCAUUAAGGUUCUUAGAACCCGUGCCUGAUGGAUCCACUCAGGAUGGGAGCGAUCAAAUGUUGCAGCCUCCCAAAAGCCCAGAAUCCGAGCACGAAUCUGGCAAUCAGUCAGAUGAGCCAGGUGAGGUGCAGUCUUUAGAAAAGGCAGAAGAGGGUUUCGGGGAUGACACUCACGUAAUUCCCCCACGCCCAAGUGCUGAGACUUCAGCCGAAGAUUACUCGUCAAGCGACGCUGAACGUGAUAAUGAAGGCGAUCAUAUAUCGUCCCAGAGUGACGAAGAGAUGCUUGAUGGCGAAGAUCUGGCAUCAGAAGUGGAACUUUUCUCAAAUAAUGCUGGAGACGCCCACCAGUCUACCGGCCGGCCUAGCCCAUCGCCAUCUUCCAGCCAGGAGACUCCUGGUCGUAAGCCCAAGACACAGUCUGGCAGCGAUAUAGUUUCAGAGGCAACAUUAGUAGAAUCAAAUGAAGAUACGAGCAACGAUCAGUGGAGAGAUGCAUCCCAACAGCCAGCCGAUAGGCGAGACUCCAGCCGCAGUGAUGCUUCAGCGACAAAGCGACUUCCCACAAUUGCGGUUGAGAUAAGUACAGCAACGCCUUUAUCAUCUAAUAUCUCAAAAACGGUGGACCACCAAGCGGAUGGACCAUCGAGGGAUAAUGAAACGCGAACACUAGAACAAGAAGCCAAUAUUGUCGGCACCACACAGGAUGAAGACCCACCAUACCAACCAUUAGAGGCAUCCUCAUCAUCGGUGCCUUUUCCUGAACCUAACUCAUCCCAGGAUGACCCUCAGCAUCAUCCUGCGGAAGCAAGUCCGCGGUCUGAGUCAGACCCAUCACGGCAAUCCACGAAACGGAGACACUCGACUACGAGCUCACAGGGUACGGCCAGAGAAAAUAACAUACAGCCCGAACACCCAACGUCCACUGCUCGUCAGCAGGCCAGCUCCUUUAUUCCCAGAGAGAGUCCCGCCGAUAAUCCCCAGCGCUCCUGUGACGCUGACCACCGUGGGGAACGACAUGCUACGGAAUAUGCUUCCCAGGGAGCCAUAGCCAGGUCUGCCACCCAGGACGGACCUACCCAGGAGAACCCGGAUCAGCGGAGUCAUGGGGCUGAACGCCCGGAAGAUAGCGCGUGGUUCAAGGAAGCCUCUGAACUUGACGGCCAGGCCUCCAAUUGGAAAAAGCUCAUCCAGAGCAUGCACCCUCGAAACAUAGCUUUCAAUGUCAGGGAGGUUGACAUUGAUUUUGAGCCUCUGAAGCGUGAAUUAUCCUCCCUAAUCCAGGCCUACAAAGGGAUUAUCGAGUACUUGGCGUCUGAUUUUGGACCGCCAGAGUUUGACGUGCGCAGCUGCAGCGCGACGCUUGAAACGGUUGACAGACAAGGACGCCGUCAACUGGAGAAGGCUUACACACUCUCGACUCAAGGGGAUGAGGUGGGAGGCGGGGCACUGGUGGAAGAAUUCGAGAUCCAAAUCUUCCCGCUGUUAGUACGGCUGGUUCUCGUCUGUUUUGAAGCUUACUACGUGGAUCAUCGACUCUUCCCGGAAGCAUACGGCCAUUUUCAGCAUGCCAUGAGAGUACUGCUAGGGCGUUGCAAUCAGAUCGGCGGUCUUGUUCGGGGGAAAUAUGUGGCGUGCCGGGCCGUCAGCCCGGGCUUGCGUCUGCCCCUGAAGCGACUCCUUGAAUCGCUUGAAAACGGGCGCCUGAAAAAGGGCCACCGACGGAAAGAUGUGGAGGUUGAUAGGCAUGCGAAGCCGCCGACAAAAACUGCUAAGCAGGGCCAGUCCAAGCCUCCGAAGCCGACCACUCCGGCACAGGCUUGGACAGAUGAAGAGGGCUACGCUCUUGUCGAGGGUUUGCAACGAUUCCAGGGUCCGGACCGCUACUAUCGAAUCUGUGAGUUCUACCACGAUGGCAUCGGUCAACGCGGGGAGAGGGAGGUGCGUAAACAAAGCGAAAGACUGUAUCACCAAAUGCUCCCGCAAAUCCGGGAAAUGGCGCAGAGGGGAGAAGACCAGUGGGAUUGGGGUGGUUGUUGAAGGUGGUGGAGUGAGGAUGGAAAAUAUAUUUAUUUUGGCUGCGGUAAUGAUAGUUUUGAGUGCAGUCGUGUCAUAUACCCCGGGAGUUUGUGGAUUUUCUCCCUUUUUAGUGUUAGGUAUUAGUCUUAGCGUUUCCUGCCAAGGUAACUCUAAUUGCGUGAAUGAAAUUGGGAUGUGAUUGUCAGUCUAC
This is a messenger RNA of Aspergillus eucalypticola CBS 122712, 2601 nucleotides long. RefSeq lists its product as uncharacterized. The record is from RefSeq and is a predicted model, not a curated record. Lineage: Eukaryota; Fungi; Ascomycota; Eurotiomycetes; Eurotiales; Aspergillaceae. Bases 99 to 2411 code for a protein of 770 amino acids. The transcript is spliced from 2 exons.